Molecule: messenger RNA, 2841 nt
Organism: Propithecus coquereli (Coquerel's sifaka)
Lineage: Eukaryota; Metazoa; Chordata; Mammalia; Primates; Indriidae
Gene: ACTR2
Product: ARP2 actin-related protein 2 homolog (yeast)
Exons: 9
Coding region: 218-1402 (394 amino acids)
Biological process (GO): Arp2/3 complex-mediated actin nucleation
Cellular component (GO): Arp2/3 protein complex; actin cortical patch
Molecular function (GO): actin filament binding
Source: RefSeq, a predicted model, not a curated record
GAGCUCACCUCUGCCAGUCGCGGCUUCCUCCUUCCGUCCCACCCCUUCCGCACAGGCCGUGUAUUAAGUGGCGGGCGGAGCGGGGCGCCAACUUCCGGUUCGGGGAAGAAAGUUGGGCCGAAGGAGGGGCCGCGGAGAGGGAGGAGGAGGAAGAGGAAAAGGGCCGGGCAGCGGCGGUGUAGGUUGUGCGGUGGCAGCGGCUCUCCCCCGGCGGACGAUGGACAGCCAGGGCAGGAAAGUGGUGGUGUGCGACAACGGCACCGGGUUUGUGAAGUGUGGAUAUGCAGGCUCUAACUUUCCAGAACACAUCUUCCCAGCUUUGGUUGGAAGACCUAUUAUCAGAUCAACCACCAAAGUGGGAAACAUUGAAAUCAAGGAUCUUAUGGUUGGUGAUGAGGCAAGUGAAUUACGCUCAAUGUUAGAAGUGAACUAUCCUAUGGAAAAUGGCAUAGUACGAAACUGGGAUGACAUGAAACACCUGUGGGACUAUACAUUUGGACCAGAGAAACUUAACAUAGACACCAGAAAUUGUAAAAUCUUGCUCACAGAACCCCCUAUGAACCCAACCAAAAACAGAGAGAAGAUUGUAGAGGUAAUGUUUGAAACUUACCAGUUUUCGGGUGUGUAUGUAGCCAUCCAGGCAGUUCUGACUUUGUAUGCUCAAGGUUUAUUGACUGGUGUAGUGGUAGACUCUGGAGAUGGUGUAACUCACAUCUGCCCAGUGUAUGAAGGCUUUUCUCUCCCUCACCUUACCAGGAGACUGGAUAUUGCUGGGAGGGAUAUUACCAGAUAUCUUAUCAAGCUGCUUCUGUUGCGAGGAUAUGCCUUCAACCAUUCUGCUGAUUUUGAAACAGUUCGCAUGAUUAAAGAAAAACUGUGUUAUGUGGGAUAUAAUAUUGAGCAAGAGCAGAAACUGGCCUUAGAAACCACAGUAUUAGUUGAAUCUUAUACACUCCCGGAUGGACGCAUUAUCAAAGUUGGGGGAGAACGAUUUGAAGCACCAGAAGCUUUAUUUCAGCCUCACUUGAUCAAUGUUGAGGGAGUUGGUGUUGCUGAAUUGCUUUUUAACACGAUCCAAGCGGCUGAUAUUGAUACCAGAUCUGAAUUCUAUAAACACAUUGUGCUUUCUGGAGGGUCUACUAUGUACCCUGGCCUGCCAUCGAGGUUGGAACGAGAACUUAAACAGCUCUACUUGGAACGAGUUUUAAAGGGAGAUGUGGAAAAACUUUCUAAAUUUAAGAUCCGCAUUGAAGACCCACCCCGCAGAAAGCACAUGGUAUUCCUGGGUGGUGCUGUUCUAGCAGAUAUCAUGAAAGACAAAGACAACUUUUGGAUGACCCGACAAGAGUACCAAGAAAAGGGUGUCCGUGUGCUGGAGAAACUUGGUGUGACUGUUCGAUAGACUCCAAAGCUUAUUCCCAUCAUGCUCCUAACACUUUCUUUUUUCCUUUAUUGCCAAUCUUUGAACUCAUUCAACUCCAGGACAUGGAAGAGGCCUCUCUGUGUGUGCCCUUUGACUGGGAAGGUCAAGUUUUAUUCUGGUGUCUUGGGGAAGCUUUGUUAAAUUUUUGUUCAUGUGGGUAAAUCUGACUGUUUAAUUCAACCGCUUUCCUACAAACACAACAAGAGGGCAAAGGGUCCUGUCUGCUGCUUUGUUUCUUCUAAGUAGGCAUUUAGGUCAUUCCUAUAGGCUUCCUAUUUUGACUUUACUGCUCUAAUGCUGCUAGUUUUAGUCUUUAGCACACUAGGUGGUAUGCCUUUAUUAGCAUAAGAAAAAACUUUAACAGGAGCUUUUACAUAUUACUGGGGUUGGGGGUGGUUAGGGAUGGGUGGGCAGCCUCUGAACCCUUUAGGGCAUUUCCUCUGUAGUGUGGCACUUUGAGCAGUUACUGCUGCAGCUUUAAAUACCUUAAAGUUUCUCUUAUUAACAUCGUAGGGAAAUGUUAGGUUCAGAACUAAAUAAAGUGUUUUGGGUGGGUUUUUGCGUGGGGAGGGGCAGUGGGUGGUCUUUUGAUUUUGAUUUUUGAGGUUUUUCUCUCUGGGGUACCUAAGAUGAACUUUAUUUACAAUACUUUGAUUUGGCCAUUUUUCUUCUACUUUUGGUCUGCCUGGAACUGUUUCCAUGUGAUAUAAAAGGAAGGUGUAGUAUUCCAUUACCAUGUGGCUUAGGGAUUUAUUUGUUUUUUCAAAUCAAACAUGUUGGCUGGGACUGGACUCCCUAGAAUCUAUCAAUGGAAAAGUAAUGUUUAAAAAUGCUUUUGGUAAUUCAAAUUACAAUUUUAAAAGUGCUUAAGACUGGUGUUUUCUAAAUGCUUCUGUUUAUUCCAGAAUCAUUAAGGUAACCCGGUGCCAAGUACCAUUCUUAUAGAUUAUUCUUUUAUAUAACUGAUCAGUGUUUAUUUAAUAAAACAAGCAGGUACUUAUAAAUAACUGGCAGUAGGUUAUUCUAAUUGUUGAGUUAAAAAUAACAUUGGAAUAUGGGACUUGUUGCCAGUUGGGUAAUUUUCAUCAGGUUUUCUUUUGGUUUGGUUUGAAACCUGAAAGUGUAAAAUUUGACUGUUUAAAAUGAUGGCCAAAAAAAUCAAGAUUUAAAUUUGUAUUUGUACCAAAAACUAAUCAUAAAUGCUAAUUCUCAGCCAUCUUUUAUGCUUGAAAGAAGAAUAGUUGGUAUUUUGUAAAUGUUAGCAAACUUUCCUGCCCAUGUCAGAAAAUCCUAUUUAUGAAUCCUGUCGGUAUUGCUUGGUGCCUGAAAAAAAUAUCAAAUAGUACCCAUAUGUUAGUUCUUUCUAAGUGUAAAAAGUAAAAUAAUGAGAAAUUGUAUCACACUAAGUACAAAAUGCA